Molecule: messenger RNA, 678 nt
Organism: Nothoprocta perdicaria
Lineage: Eukaryota; Metazoa; Chordata; Aves; Tinamiformes; Tinamidae
Gene: ZMAT4
Product: zinc finger matrin-type 4
Exons: 6
Coding region: 1-678 (225 amino acids)
Molecular function (GO): zinc ion binding; nucleic acid binding
Source: RefSeq, a predicted model, not a curated record
AUGAAAUCCCCCGACGGCGACCAGGAGCUGUUCACCGAGAGCUAUUGCAAGGUGUGCAGCGCCCAGCUCAUCUCGGAGUCGCAGCGCGUGGCCCAUUACGAGAGUCGGAAGCAUGCAAGUAAAGUGCGUCUCUAUUACAUGCUGCAUCCCAUAGACGGAGGCUGCCCGGCCAAAAAGCUCCGCGCCGAGAACGGCAGCGAUGGCAACUCGGUGGACAAGAACAAGUGCUGCACCCUGUGCAACAUGUCCUUCACCUCGGCGGUGGUGGCCGACUCGCAUUACCAAGGCAAAAUCCAUGCAAAAAGGCUAAAACUCUUGCUGGGGGAGCAGCCCACGCUCAAGACCCCAGGGGCGGCGCUGGGCGCGCUGAAGCCGGCGGGCACCGCGGGGCCGCCGCGGGCGCCGCGCGCCUCCGAGCGCCACUGCCAGCUCUGCGCCGCCUGCUUCAACAACCCGCUCAUGGCGCGGCAGCACUACGAGGGCAAGAAGCACAAGAAGAACGCGGCGCGCGCCGAGCUCCUGCAGCAGCUGGGCAAGACGCUGGACCUGGGCGAGCCGCGGGGCCUGAAGCGCAGCUACGCCUGCAGCACCUGCAGCGUCACCCUCAACUCCAUCGAGCAGUACCACGCGCACCUCAAGGGCUCCAAGCACCAGGCCAACCUGAAGAACCAGGAGUGA